This is a messenger RNA of Penicillium subrubescens, 2205 nucleotides long. RefSeq names its product terpene cyclase/mutase family protein. Gene Ontology annotation, cellular component: lipid droplet. Gene Ontology annotation, molecular function: lanosterol synthase activity. The coding region runs from base 1 to 2205 and encodes 734 amino acids. The record is from RefSeq and is a predicted model, not a curated record. Gene Ontology annotation, biological process: ergosterol biosynthetic process; triterpenoid biosynthetic process. NCBI's taxonomy places the organism in Eukaryota, Fungi, Ascomycota, Eurotiomycetes, Eurotiales, Aspergillaceae. The transcript has 3 exons.
AUGGCUUCACAUAUUGGUCCCUGGAGGAGCUCUGCUCAGGGCCACCUGAAGCCCGAUAGUAAUGGCGACUUAAAGACCGACUACACUCGCUGGCGAUUGGUCAAUGAUGACGGUCGCCAGACUUGGCGGUAUCUGGAAACCGACGAGGAGAACGCGGCUUGGCCACAGACAAUUGCAGAUAAAUGGAACCUUGGAUUGCCCACUGGUUUGCCCGAGCUGUCUGAAGCCAAGACACCACUUCAAGCUGCCGAGAAUGGCCUGUCAUUCUUCUCGCACUUGCAACUCGAGCCCGGCAACUGGGGCUGCGAGUAUGGUGGCCCCAUGUUCUUGCUUCCAGGUCUCCUGAUUACCUGGUAUGUCACUAACACCCCCAUCCCUCCGGAGUAUGCGACGGAGAUCAAGCGCUAUCUGUUUGCCCGUCAACACCCGGAAGAUGGCGGUUGGGGUCUUCACAUUGAAGCUCACAGCUCUGUUUUUGGCACUGCCAUGAACUAUGUGGCUCUGCGUCUGGUUGGUGUCAGUGAGGACGAUCCUCGUAUGAUCAAGGCUCGCGGCCUUUUGCACAAGUUCGGAGGUGCUAUCUAUGGCCCUCACUGGGCCAAGGCCUGGCUCAGUAUCCUGGGUGUUAUGGAGUGGGAGGGUGUCAAUCCUGUUCCGCCUGAGAUCUGGCUUCUUCCCGACUGGGUGCCUUUCGCUCCUUGGCGGUGGUGGAUUCAUAUUCGCCAGGUGUUCCUGCCUCUCUCCUAUAUCUGGUCCAAGAAGUGGUCCUUCCCGCUUAACGACCUCACGAAACAGCUUCGGGAAGAGCUGUACACACAGCCAUACGACUCAAUCAACUUUGCGAAUCACCGAAACUCCAUUCACCCCGCCGACAACUAUUACCCCAAGACCUGGCUUCUGAACGGAAUUAAUGAACUUUUGGUCCGCAUCUGGAAUCCAUUCCUCCGAAUCAGCGCUAUCAGCAAGCGCGCUGAGGAUUGGACUUGGGAGUUGAUCCGCAUGGAGGAUGAGAACACAGAUUACGCGGGGCUGGGACCCGUGAGUAAUCCCCUUAACAUGGUUGCCUGCUACAUUCAUGAGGGCCCAGACAGCUACUCGGUUCGCCGACACCGAGAGCGUUUGAAUGAUUACAUGUGGAUGAAGGAUGAGGGCAUGCUAGCCAACGGCACCAAUGGUGUUCAGGUUUGGGACACCACCUUUGCCACCCAAGCGAUUUCGGUCGCUGGGUUUGCCGAUGAUCCCAAGUGGCGACCCAUGUUGCUCAAGGCUCUGGAGUUCAUUGAUAAUCAUCAAUUGCGAGAGAACGUACCCGACCAGGACAGGUGCUAUCGUCAGCACCGCAAGGGUGCUUGGCCCUUCAGUAACAAGACCCAAGGAUACACAGUCAGCGAUUGUACUGCUGAGGGUCUACGGUCCACCAUCCAGCUACAGGAAAUGCAUGGAUUUCCCAAAUUGAUCCCAUUGGACCGCCUCAAGGACAGUGUGGACUGCCUGCUGUUGAUGCAAAAUCCUACUGGUGGCUUUACCGAGUACGAGACCACUCGUGCCUCGCCUAAGGUCGAAUGGCUGAAUGCCGCCGAGGUCUUUGGUGGUAUCAUGAUCGGUUAUGACUAUCCCGAGUGUACUACCGCCUCGGUAACUGCGCUCUCACUGUUCAGCAAGUACUACCCCGAUUACCGCGCUGACGAAAUCCGAGCUGCCAAGGAGAAGGCUGUGGCCUACAUCAAGCGCGCUCAACGCAAGGAUGGGAGCUGGUAUGGCUCUUGGGGUAUUUGCUUCACCUACGCUGCUAUGUUUGCCCUUGAAAGUCUGGCCAGCGUUGGUGAGACUUACAAGACCAGCGAGAAUUCUCGCCGGGGUUGUGAGUUCUUGAUCUCCAAGCAGCAGGCCGACGGUGGCUGGGGUGAAUCCUACCUUAGUAGCGAGAAGCAUGUCUAUGUUCAGCAUGAGAAGUCCCAGGUUGUUCAGACCGCCUGGGCAUGUCUGGCACUCAUGGAGGCCCACUAUCCCCACAAGGAGCCUUUGGAGCGAGGCAUGAAGCUGCUCAUGUCGCGCCAGCAGCGUAACGGGGAGUGGCUGCAGGAGUCAAUUGAGGGAGUCUUCAAUCAGUCAUGUAUGAUUUCCUAUCCCAACUACAAGUUCUACUGGCCAAUCCGUGCCCUUGGCUUGUACAGCAAACGAUUCGGCAACGAGGAGCUGCAGUGA